AUGUUUACCCACAUCAGCUGGCCCCGGCAAUACCUCCCCGGCACGACCGACAACUUCGUGUCCAACGAGGUCUACGUCCGCGGCAUCACCGCCGAGCAGGUGUGGAAAUACCUGACCGACGUCUCCCACUGGGAACUACACAAAUGGGACAAAUUCCGCUUCUCGACCUUUGGCUUCCCGCCCUUAAACGCCGAGGUGUGGGACUGCGUCGAACCCACAGACAUAACCCCGGGUCACAUCGCUUGGCGCGCGUGGCAGGAGGGUGAUGACAGCAGCGCCCUUGAUGUCUACCACGCCUGGGUCGUCGAAAACGUCGACUGGGGCGUCGUGAGGAUCUGCACGCAGGAAUCUCAAAACGGACAGCCUGCCGCGAAGCUCGCUCAGCAGAAGCCUAACCCCAUGUUGAAUGGACAUCAGGAUUGGCUCAACGGCCUGGUUGCCUACACCAAGUCCAAGGCCAAGUCGAGCGCAUGA
Messenger RNA from Parascedosporium putredinis, 474 nucleotides. Lineage: Eukaryota; Fungi; Ascomycota; Sordariomycetes; Microascales; Microascaceae. The record is from the annotation of a GenBank genome assembly.